AUGUCUAAUGCCAACACCCGCUCCUCGGCACCGCCCGAGACGGACUUUGCGACGUGGGGCACGCAAGCGAACAUUUCCGCGAAUGAAGUGCUCGAGAAGGAAAAGAUCGUGCGCGAGAUUGUAGCCAUGCAAGACGGUCUGAAGGCCCUUCUCUGGCGCGUCACGUCGGUCAAAGAAGAAUGCUCUAAGGCGGAGGCAGACAACGAGAUGCUGCAGGCGUACAUCGACAGCGUGACCAAGAGCCUCGCCGCCAAGUCAUGA
Tilletiaria anomala UBC 951 is the source of this 261-nucleotide messenger RNA. RefSeq lists its product as uncharacterized. The record is from RefSeq and is a predicted model, not a curated record. Gene Ontology annotation, cellular component: trans-Golgi network. The transcript is spliced from 3 exons. Lineage: Eukaryota; Fungi; Basidiomycota; Exobasidiomycetes; Georgefischeriales; Tilletiariaceae. The coding region runs from base 1 to 261 and encodes 86 amino acids.